Boeremia exigua is the source of this 1703-nucleotide messenger RNA. Its product is annotated as cytochrome P450. The coding region runs from base 255 to 1703 and encodes 482 amino acids. The transcript is spliced from 6 exons. NCBI's taxonomy places the organism in Eukaryota, Fungi, Ascomycota, Dothideomycetes, Pleosporales, Didymellaceae. Gene Ontology annotation, molecular function: monooxygenase activity; oxidoreductase activity, acting on paired donors, with incorporation or reduction of molecular oxygen; heme binding. The record is from RefSeq and is a predicted model, not a curated record.
CUCUAAUCAUCCUCAGUUUCGAUAAGCCUCCGUGGAUUCGGUAAGCUACUGACACAUCCGACAGAUUAUCUCGAGACGCCACCCCCGCUUGCGGUAGAUCUGCCUCAUUCGCUUCACCACCUCUUUUGGGCCAGGUGGUACUGUAAGUCUAGAAUACCGGCCUCGCCUGUGAUGGCACCCGUAUAUAUAGUGGACGUCUCUCCAUUCCCACCCUCCCUUCUAGCAUUUCUUGAAGUCACACUGCACCAUUAGUCAUGCUCUACGUCCAACUUCUCAAUUUCGCCUUGGUUGGUGUACUGGCAUGGACUAUAUUCAAACGCUUGUUGAUUAGCCCUAUGAGGCGACUUCCAGGUCCGUGGUACCUCAAGCUCUCCGACCUCCCCUUCAAGUACCACGAGUUUUAUGGCACCAAGCGGCUUUGGAUACAUAACCUGCAUCUGCGCUACGGGCCUGUAAUAUGCCUCGGCCCCGCAAAUGCACACUUCGCUUCCGCGGCGGCAGCCAAAGCGAUCUACAGCACCGGGAGCAAAGACUAUGUUAAGACCGAAUUCUACGAUCUGUUUCGUCAGGAGGGUCAUAUAAAUCUAUUCACUGCCAUUGACUCCAAGAAGCAUAGCGAGAUCCGCAAACCACUAGCAGACAGGUAUUCUAACACCAAUAUCUUGGCCUCGAAGGUCCUUGACGCCAUAACGGAACGUGCCAAUGUUUUCAUGCAAGAAUGCUUGAAGACGGAGUCAACAGAUAUCUACUUUCUCCUUCACGCGUAUGCGCUGGAUUGUGUGACUUCAAUGCUCUUCCACCCCUUUGGGACGCGCUCCCUAGACCAGGAGGACCACAAACGCAUUGUCCACUUCCUAUCCUACCGCGAGCAGCGUAACGAAGAAGUGCUCGCCUACUACACACCUUACCUGCUCCAACUCUGGACAUGGCUGCACCCCGAACCCGAACAGAACAUCCUUGCCGACAAGCUUAUCCGCGAGUACGUGACCUCAACAUACGCCCGCGACGAUCUCUCGCCUCACACCGUCGCGGCUCGACUAGCCAGCCUGAAGGACUUUGACACUCCGCUGGCCAUCUCAGAGUGCCUUGACCACUUGGGCGCUGGGCUGGAAACAACUGGCGACACGCUGUGCUUCCUAAUCUGGGAACUCUCACAGCCACGCAACCAUGAGCGCAUGGACAGACUACACGACGAGCUGAAGGCUGUCCGACCUGGUGAUCGGCUAGAUCAGCUGCCAUAUUUGAAUCUGAUCAUGCAAGAGGCGCUGAGGCUGUAUGCACCAGGUACGAUGUCGCUCCCACGCUACGUGCCCAAGGAGGGGAGGGUGAUUGAUGGAUACUUUGUUCCCGGCAAAACGGUCGUGGCUUGCCAAUCACACACACUGCACCGCGACGCGGGCGUAUUUCCAGACGGAGACGCUUUUAUCCCUGAACGCUGGGCCGACGAAUCCAAGAAUCUCGAGCGCCAGCGGUUGAACAUGUCGUUUGGGUUUGGCGCCCGGACGUGCAUUGGGAAACAUCUUGCCCAGGCCGAGAUGCGAGCACUUCUUUGCCGUGUCUACUCGCAGUAUCGAACGUACCCGGCGGAUGGAAUGGACGCUGAUCUGAUGAAAUUUGAGGAUACGCCACUAACGUCAGCGCCAAAGGGCAAGCUAUGCAGGAUUAGGUUUGAGCUAUAUGAAGACAUUAUGGCUAAGGAAUAA